Molecule: messenger RNA, 564 nt
Organism: Capronia epimyces CBS 606.96
Lineage: Eukaryota; Fungi; Ascomycota; Eurotiomycetes; Chaetothyriales; Herpotrichiellaceae
Exons: 1
Coding region: 1-564 (187 amino acids)
Biological process (GO): protein import into nucleus
Cellular component (GO): nucleus; cytosol
Molecular function (GO): nuclear import signal receptor activity
Source: RefSeq, a predicted model, not a curated record
AUGUUCGGCGUGUUCAUCCCCUCGCGACCCGUGAUCGCUGAGAUGACCAGCGUGUCUGCGAACCAGUUCGCAGUGUCAUUCCCGGCGGCUCCAACGUUCCACAACGUCGGCGUCUUCAUGCAUCCGAACAACCUGCUUCCUCCCGGUACGGCCGCCGGCGUCUACAUGCAGCUGCCCGGCGAGCAGGGGUUCAAGUUCCUGGGGGCCAUUGGCAACGAGAAGCCGUCGGCCUUGUUCAGGGUGAGCAUCCCCGACUCGCAGACCGGCGGGGAAGUCAACCUGGGCAUCUCGGUCGAGCCGGUGCAGAACAUCCAGGCGCAGUUGGUGCAGCUCCAACAAACGCCGUCGGACUCGAAUGCGGUCGUCAAACGCGCCCCGGCCCCGGACACGAGGGUGCUCGCCCAGCGCAUCAUCAAGAACGCUUUCAACUUCCUGUCCAGCUUUGCGGGAAACACGGCCAACGGCAUCGAAGUCAUCCCUCUGAAGAGCUUCCAGGAUUGGUGGACAAAGUUCGAGAGCAAGGUGCAGAAUGAUCCGGGUUUCCUGGAGAGGGAUCAGGACUGA